Messenger RNA from Lates calcarifer (barramundi perch), 1973 nucleotides. Its product is annotated as protein THEM6. The record is from RefSeq and is a predicted model, not a curated record. Lineage: Eukaryota; Metazoa; Chordata; Actinopteri; Centropomidae. The transcript is spliced from 3 exons. Bases 115 to 723 code for a protein of 202 amino acids.
ACCAAUGAAAGUACGUGUCGUCAUCGACCACCCGGAAGUCAUGUUAAUUCAUUCUACCGGUUUUCCAAGUUGCAUCGCAUCUCAUGGUAGCACUCUAUUCAGGACGCACGAGAGAUGUUGUUGCUGGUGUUGGGAGCCCUCCUCCUGCUCUUCUGCAGUCUGGAUGUAUGGUACUUCCUGCGGGGAGCCCAGGUGUUCAUCCAGGCGUGGUUCCAGCCCAGAAUAUGGGACAUUCUAGCUGAGCAAAGCAUUGACGGCAUGGUCCUCCCCCAUGAUUUGGACUACAUGGGCCACAUGAAUAACUCCCGAUACCUGAGGGAGUGUGACUUUGCUCGCUUCCACCAUUACAUGCGAAACGGGCUGUUCAUGGCCUCACGCAAACUGGGGGCCAAAAUGGUGGUAGGGGCCUCCACCAUACGGUACCGGCGCUCCUUGGCCUUCCGUGAGGCUUUUGAGAUUCGGACCAAAGUAGUAGGAUGGGAUGAGAAGGCCUUUUACUUGGAGCAGCGCUUUGUGUCCAAGAAAGAUGGCUUUGUAUCUGCGGUCAUGCUUUGCAGGCAGAAUGUGGUGCACUGCAGCCCAGAGAGGAUUAUCGAAUUUGUCUGCAAAAAGAAGAUCGAGUGCCCGGAGUUUCCUGAGGACCUAAAACACUGGAUCAGCUUCAUCUCAGCCAGCAGCCAGGCCCUGAGGGCAGAGAGCGGACUGGAGGAGAAGAACAAGUGAAGCCACACCAUGACACCAUGUAUCAUGAGUGUAGAUACAUAUCAUUUGCAUUGCACGCACAUAUACAGUAUACAUCCAUACACACAUGCACACCAACAGUUAAACAUCGUAGAGAGUUUUAGUUGACUGACAAGUUUCCACUUAUCUGUUUUGGGUUAAUCCUACCUGCUGUGUAUUUUUGUAUAAUGUGAACUGAAGUACUGAACUUAUAACAACUGAAUAUGAAAACUUGAACUGUACUGUAGGUAUUCCAUGUUUUAAAAUGCACUCAUGCACUGGGAUCAUAAUGAAAGUUGUUCUCUCUGAAGAAAGUGAAACACAAAAAACGUAGCUUUAUCCUUGCAGCUUAUCCAGUAGUUGACUGUCAAUAGACUGGCUUCAGACAUCUUCAUUCUCAUUUAGUAAAAUUAUUCUGACUUUAGAUAAGCAUGUAGAGCAAAAGUUAAUCUUCCACUGACAUCAAUGCAUGUUUUGAAACAACCAGAAUAUUUUUUGUGCCUGUUUCUCUUGAAUAGUUGUAGUUUACAGUUAUAAUUUCAGAGAAUUAUAACUUUUUAUGACAAAAAAACUUACAGUAGGUUUGAUGAAAUGCUUGAAUAGACAUCAUGAACAUGUAAUGACAAUUAGUUUUAAUCCUCCCAUCAGCAUUUUGCACAAGGUAACCCAAACUGAACUCCUGUUAAAAAUCUGAGAGAGAAUAUUUGUUUUUGAGGGAUCCUUUUUUGUAUUGUUCUUUUACCAAAUUUAUAAUGCAUGCACUUAAAGGGUGGGCUUCUUGAUCGGAGUUGCAUGUGAUUUUUGGGAGAAAGUGCUCAAAUGCAAAUUGAAAUGUGUGAUAAGCAAAUGCUAAUACUGUAUGAGGUUGCUGGCAACUUUUCAAAACUUGCAACGCACAAUGAAAACUGAAUGCUUGGAUGAUGCUUUGUUUUUAUGGAGACAGCCUUUUGAAAUCAGGAACCUUCCCUUUAAUGCAUCAAAGCUUUAGUUUGUGACCAAAGUAAUGUAUUGUUCUGUAUGCGGAGGAAACUAAAUUCAUUUUUAAAGAAGAUGUACUGUAUGUCUAACCUGUUAUUUAUGUUAUUAAUGCACAAAAUACUAUUUAAUUCCUUUUAAGUUUGAAGAUAUGUGUUGUCCUUUUUAUUUUCCACUUAUAUAUAUUAUGAUUUAUUGAAAUGGAUUACUGUAUCAGACAUUUAUUGUGUUUAUUAAUUAUUUAAUGGCAUUUUAAAUUAAAAAUGCAUUGGAAACUA